AUGCUGAUUUCCCGGUUUGAGAAUGUAGUUGCCAAUGCAAAUCACUACUCAGCCGAAGCUCUAUUAUCCCUUGUGAAACAAUGUUCAUCAAUCAAGACCCUUCAACAGGUUCACACCCAAAUGGUUGUGAACUCCAUUCACAAGCCCAACCACCUUCUCUCCCAUAUUAUACUACACCUCAAGGACUUCACCUACGCUUCCCUUUUCUUCUCCCACAUUGCUCCUCACCCCAAUGACUACGCCUUCAACAUCAUGAUCCGUGGCCUCACCACCACGUGGCACCAUUACCCUCUCGCUCUUCACUUUUACUACCAAAUGAAGUCCUUGGGACUUAGGCCUAAUAACUUCACAUACCCUUUCUUGUUCCUCGCUUGUGCCAAUCUUGUGGAGAUUCAACAUGGCCGUUUGGGCCAUUCUAUGGUUUUCAAACUUGGGUUGGACUCUGAUUCUCAUACCAGUCACUCGUUGAUUACUAUGUACGCAAGGUGUGGCGAGUUGGGUUGUGCACGGAAGGUGUUCGAUGAAAUUUCUGAGAAGGACUUGGUGUCGUGGAACUCGUUGAUCUCUGGGUAUUCGAAGAUGGGUUACGCGAGGGAGGCGGUGGAGAUGUUUGGGGAGUUGAGGGAUGCUGGGUUUGAGCCUGAUGAGAUGAGUCUGGUGAGUGUUCUUGGGGCUUGUGGUGAAUUGGGAAAUUUGGACUUGGGGAGGUGGGUGGAGGGGUUUGUUGUGGAACAUAACAUGACCCUUAAUUCGUAUAUAGGUUCUGCUUUGAUUAGUAUGUAUGCUAAAUGUGGUGAUUUGGUGUCGGCUAGAAGGGUCUUUGAUAGCAUGGCAAAAAAAGAUGUUAUCACGUGGAAUGCUGUUAUAUCAGGAUAUGCUCAAAAUGGAAUGGCGGAUGAAGCAAUCUCUUUAUUCCAUGGCAUGAAGGAGGAGUAUAUUAAUCCAAAUAAAAUUACCUUGACCGCAGUUCUGUCUGCGUGUGCCGGCAUUGGGGCUCUGGAUUUGGGGAAACAGAUUGAUGAAUAUGCAUCACAAAGAGGAUUUCAACAUGAUAUUUUUGUGGCUACUGCAUUGAUUGAUAUGUAUGCUAAGUGUGGGAGUUUGGACAGCGCACAGAGAGUUUUCAAAGACAUGCCCCGAAAAAAUGAAGCUUCUUGGAAUGCAAUGAUCUCUGCGCUUGCUUCUCAUGGGAAAGCCAAGGAAGCCCUAUCACUAUUUCAGCGCAUGUCCAAUGAGGGUGGUGGUGCUCGCCCUAACGACAUAACAUUUGUAGGGCUGCUUUCUGCUUGCGUGCAUGUAGGCCUUGUUGCAGAGGGCUACAGAUUGUUUGAUAUGAUGAGCACAUUGUUUGGAUUGGUACCAAAAAUUGAGCAUUACUCUUGUAUGGUUGAUCUAUUGUCACGUGCUGGUCAUUUAUAUGAAGCUUGGGAUCUCAUUGAGAAAAUGCCUGAAAAACCAGAUAAGGUUACAUUAGGUGCUUUACAUGGUGCCUGUCGAAGGCAAAAAAAUGUAGAAAUAGGUGAACGGGUUAUGCAUCUGCUUCUGGAGUUGGAUCCUUCAAAUUCUGGGAACUAUAUUAUCUCAUCAAAAAUAUAUGCAAAUUUGAAUAUGUGGGAUGAUUCAGCAAGGAUGAGAGAGUUGAUGAGACAGAAGGGUGUCAUUAAAACUCCUGGUUGUAGCUGGAUUGAAAUUGAGAAUCAGUUGCAUGAAUUUCGCGCUGGUGAUGGCUUAUGGCUUGACUCUGUAGAUGUAUGUAACAUAAUUGAUUUGCUCUACGCAGAGCUCCAAAGGGAAGGGUAUGUUCCAAAAAUUGUUGAAUAGCUUGGUGAGGAGCUGAAGAGUUAUUUUAUUGGAAGUUACCGAAGUGGGGAAAUUUGGACUAAAUGGCACUCAGCUGUCUCAGCUCAACUAGUCACGUUGAUAGAGUGGUUUCAUCAGGUUAGUAUGAUCCGAUGACACAUUAAUAUAUAG
This is a messenger RNA of Gastrolobium bilobum, 1971 nucleotides long. Its product is annotated as pentatricopeptide repeat-containing protein At2g34400. Bases 1 to 1821 code for a protein of 606 amino acids. The transcript has 2 exons. The record is from RefSeq and is a predicted model, not a curated record. Gene Ontology annotation, molecular function: protein binding; RNA binding. NCBI's taxonomy places the organism in Eukaryota, Viridiplantae, Streptophyta, Magnoliopsida, Fabales, Fabaceae. Gene Ontology annotation, biological process: RNA modification.